AUGGAGGAGGAAGAGAAGAAGAAGAAGAAGAACGAAGAAAGAAGAGAGAAAGAAAGAAGAGAAGAAGAAGAUAGGAACGAAGAAGAAGAAAGAACAGGAAGAAUGAGAAGAAGGAAAGAGAAAGAAAAAGAAGAUAGAGAAGAAGAAAGAAGAAAGAAGGUAGAAGAAAGAAGGAAGGAGAAAGAGAAGAAAAGAAAAGAAAGAAAGAAGAGAUAG
Molecule: messenger RNA, 216 nt
Organism: Homalodisca vitripennis (glassy-winged sharpshooter)
Lineage: Eukaryota; Metazoa; Arthropoda; Insecta; Hemiptera; Cicadellidae
Product: vicilin-like seed storage protein At2g18540
Exons: 3
Coding region: 1-216 (71 amino acids)
Source: RefSeq, a predicted model, not a curated record